Molecule: messenger RNA, 1358 nt
Organism: Ochotona princeps (American pika)
Lineage: Eukaryota; Metazoa; Chordata; Mammalia; Lagomorpha; Ochotonidae
Gene: APTX
Product: aprataxin
Exons: 9
Coding region: 200-1231 (343 amino acids)
Biological process (GO): double-strand break repair; single strand break repair
Cellular component (GO): nucleus
Molecular function (GO): DNA 5'-adenosine monophosphate hydrolase activity; double-stranded RNA binding; single-stranded DNA binding
Source: RefSeq, a predicted model, not a curated record
GAGCCCGUCAGCCAAUCCGAGCAGAGGCCGUGGCGGCGUCACGGGUCGCGCUCCGGCCGGUAGCUCCGGAAGCGGCGAGGCACGGUUGGAGUAACGCCAUCGCGUCCCUCUCCGGCGCCGAGAGGCUAGCUUUCAGACCUGUCAUUUCCCUGAAAUUUCACCUUGGUCAUCAGUGGUUGCUCAUCAAAACAGAGCGACGAUGCGGGUGUGCUGGCUGGUGAGGCAGGACAGCCGGCACCAGCGAAUCAGACUUCCGCAUUUGGAAGCAGUUGUGAUUGGACGCAGCCCAGAGACCAAGAUUACUGACAAGAAAUGUUCUCGACAGCAAGUGCAGUUGAAAGCAGAAUGUGAAAAAGGAUAUGUGAAGGUGAAGCAGGUAGGGGUCAAUCCCACCAGCAUUGACUCAGUCGUCAUUGGGAAGAACCAAGAGGUGGAGCUGUACCCUGGCCAGGUUCUACGCAUGGUGAAUGAACGUUAUCCAUAUGUUGUAGAGUUUGAGGAAGAGGCAAAGAGCUCUGGACCAAAAGCACACAGGAAGAGAAAGAGAUCAGGCAACAAUGAUUCUGUUGAAAGGGAUGCUGUCCAGGAAGCUGAUCCUGGCGCAGGGCUCGAACCUGAGAACAGUCCUAGCCAUGGCUCUGUGCCCCCCAAAAAGAGCAAGGUGAAGGAUAAAUCUACCAAGAAGGAUUCACUGGGCCACUGGAGUCAAGGCUUGAAGAUUUCAAUGCAGGAUCCCAAAAUGCAGGUGUACAAAGAUGAGCAAGUGGUAGUGAUUAAGGAUAAAUACCCCAAGGCCCGUUACCACUGGCUGGUCUUGCCGUGGACCUCCAUUUCCAGUCUGAAGGCUGUGACCAGUGAACACCUUGAACUCCUCAAGCAUAUGCAUACCGUGGGAGAAAAGAUGAUUGCAGAUUUUGCAGGGUCCAGUAAGCUCCGAUUCCGACUGGGCUACCAUGCCAUUCCCAGCAUGAGCCAUGUACACCUUCAUGUGAUCAGCCAGGAUUUUGAUUCUCCUUGCCUGAAAAAUAAAAAACAUUGGAAUUCUUUUAAUACAGAAUAUUUCCUGGAAUCACAAGCUGUGAUCGAGAUGGUACAAGAGGCUGGCAAAGUGACUGUCCAGGAUGGCGCAGCGGAGCUCUUGAAGCUGCCCCUGCGCUGUCAUGAGUGCCAGCAGCUGCUGCCUUCCAUCCCUCAGCUGAAGGAGCACCUUGGGAAGCACUGGGCAAAGUAACUGCAGGGACUGAGCCUCUGCUGCGAGUGUGGUCGAUUGUGUGGAAUGAGCUGUGGGCACCUGCUCUGGGUGGCUUGUGCAUUAUUCAUUUCUUGGAUUAAAACAUGCAGUGUUUUUACAAAGCUUA